Carya illinoinensis is the source of this 1173-nucleotide messenger RNA. RefSeq lists its product as uncharacterized. Bases 281 to 958 code for a protein of 225 amino acids. The transcript has 2 exons. The record is from RefSeq and is a predicted model, not a curated record. Lineage: Eukaryota; Viridiplantae; Streptophyta; Magnoliopsida; Fagales; Juglandaceae.
AGUACCAAGUCACUGAUUGGACCCAAAGCUCCGAAUGUAAAGCCCGGUGCACAAGGAAGUUUCCUGCUCUCUGUAUUUUCCUUCUAAAAAAACUUGAAAUACGAAUCCGCUCUAUAUAAGCCGUUGCUUUGCGCCUCCACGGACCACUGUAUCUUCAGACGCUCACCACACAAGCUGAGGCUGUAAUCUCCUCGAAGGCUUCGGGAUCACGCAUUCAGUGGAUACUAGAGGAAUUACUUUCACACAUUGAAGAAUUUUAAUUACACCGUAACAUUAUACAAUGCCGAAGGACAGAAGAAUUCGAUCCAUGCAUCAUCAUCAAUCUAGGACAUGUCCUGUUCCUUCAUGUUCCAAGACUGCCAAGCAAGACAAAUACAAAAACCUCACCGGACUAGACAACGAUGCGAACAAGGAUGUGAAUGAAUGGGAAGAAGUCAGGUGCCCCAUAUGCUUGGAACACCCUCAUAGUGCUGUCCUCCUGCGAUGUUCUUCCUAUGGAAAGGGUUGCCGCCCCUACCUUUGCAAUACAAGCUACCGCCACUCGAACUGCCUCUCGCAGUUUUGUGCUUCUUCCAGUAAACAGCAAGAAGCCCAUCCCUUGAGCAAGUCCAAGCUUGUAUGCCCUCUCUGUCGAGGGCAAGUCAGUGGUUGGGAUGUCAUAGAGCCUGCACGCCACUUCAUGAAUUCCAAAGCAAGGAGUUGUCCAUAUGAGGCGUGUGAUUUUUGUGGGACUUAUGUACAACUCAGGAAUCAUACAAGGCGAGAGCACCCAGUAAGUUGGCCAUCGCAGGUUGACCCUGCUCGCCGGCAAGAGUGGAUAAGGUUGGAGCGUGAAACGGAAUUGAAUGAUGCUAUAUGUCUAUUCCUAUCACAAUUCCAAUACAUUGGAUUUGAGGACAUGUUACGUAUACAUAUACUGCAUUCUGGGUUGCUUACACCAGUUGAAUCUCUACCAUGAGGCUUCUGCACCGUGGAGAUCAGAUAUACGUUUAUGCUGAAACAUAAUAGAAAUUUGUCAGCACUCAUUUGGAAGGCAUUAAGUAGUUUUCUUUUCUUUGCUUUAGUGAAAACAAGGCAUUAUUUUUUAUACGCUAUGGUUGUCACUAGUCGAAAUAGAUAAAUUUGAAUUUUCGUCUGAUCACUUUGCUAAUGUUUAUUUUCUCGAAACUCAAA